UGCGUUGCCUCUGGACUCGCUGGACGCUCCCCAAUCGAGUCUCCCUACUCCCCUCCUUCUUCUUCCUCUUCCUCUCGGCUCUGUACUAGCAGCUCGCGGUCGGAGGUCCGGCGAAGGCGCGGCGGCGGCGGCGGCGGAGCGAUUGGCGCGGUGGGACGACGCAGGGAUAGCGCUCGACGUCUUCGAUGGUGAAAGAGACCGAGUACUACGAUGUCCUCGGGGUCAGCCCGGCCACCGAGUCCGAGAUCAAGAAGGCGUAUUACAUCAAGGCCCGGCAAGUUCAUCCAGAUAAAAAUCCCAAUGAUCCUAAUGCGGCCCACAAAUUCCAGGUCUUGGGAGAGGCUUACCAAGUUUUAAGUGAUUCAGCACAACGACAGGCAUAUGAUGCUCAUGGCAAAGCAGGAGUAUCAACUGAUUCGAUCAUUGAUCCAGCUGCAAUCUUUGCUAUGCUUUUUGGAAGUGAGCUUUUUGAGGAAUAUAUAGGUCAACUUGCCAUGGCAUCAAUGGCUUCGCUGGAUAUCUUUACAGAAGGGGAACAGUUUGAUGCUAAGAAAGUGCAAGAGAAAAUGAGGAUUGUUCAGAAGGAAAGAGAAGAGAAGCUUGCACAAACAUUGAUAGAUCGGCUAAACCAGUAUGUCCAAGGAAACAAGGAGGACUUUGUCCGUCAUGCUGAAGCAGAAGUGGCAAGGCUUUCAAGUGCAGCUUAUGGCGUGGAUAUGUUGAGCACGAUUGGCUACAUAUAUGUGAGACAGGCAGCUAAGGAGCUUGGAAAGAAGAUAAUAUUAUUGGGAAUGCCUUUUAUUGCAGAGUGGUUUAGAAACAAAGGACAUUUCAUCAAAUCUCAGGUCACAGCAGCUACAGGUGCUAUUGCUCUGAUCCAGCUCCAAGAAGACAUGAAAAAGCAACUCAGUCAACAGGGAAAUUACACCGACGAAGAACUUGAAGCAUACAUGCAAUCUCAUAAGAAGUUGAUGAUUGAUUCUUUGUGGAAGCUUAAUGUUGCCGACAUUGAAAACACUCUUUCCCAUGUUUGUCAGAUGGUUCUUCAAGACCCCAAUGUCAAGAAAGAGGAGCUCCGGGCACGAGCAAAGGGACUGAAAACUCUUGGUAAAAUUUUUCAGAGGGUUAAGUCAGUCAAUGGGAAUGAUCCUGACUCUCUGCUCACUGAAAAAAUGAACGGAAGUGAUUCAAGUAAUGACUCUCGCUCUCCCAAUACGUCAUCGACUCCAAAAUCUUUCUUUGAAGAGCAGUCCUAUGCUUCACGUGAACCACAGAGCCCCUAUGUGGAGGCCCCUAAUAUCAGCGGAACAACAUAUAAUUGCGACUUCCCCAGACCAACCGCACCACCUGGUGCAUUAAGACAUCCUUCAUCAGGCAGGGAUUGACAUGGACGGUGAGAACACUCAAAUCAUUUUCUCCAUCACCACAUGGCAGGUCGUUAUAUGGGGUAUUGAGGGAAGGAGUUUUUUUUUAAGUGUUGAACCUGCAUGUGUUGUAACGAGACGUCUGGAUGUUGUUUUCUUCUCAAAAGCGAGUUCCAUCUCUGGCCUCCAGCUGCACAGGCAUUCUAUUUAUGUAUUCAUGUGGACAAAGCAGAAGCAUAUAUACAAGGGGAUAGGGGUGGUAUUAGGUGUUAGUGUCUUCUUUGAUCGUCAUUAGAAUGGUUGUGAUUGGUAGCCUUGUAUUUUGUAUGUUGUAGUUUUUGAGAAUGAUGCUUUCGUGGUCGCAUUCUUUUCCUUUUUCUGUUUUUUUUUUUUUUUUUUCCCGGGUCAUCGCUCCAUGGAGAUUCAUGUAUUAUUUUUUACAUAAGAUGGACAGAUCAAAACGUGUUUGUAAUAUUGUUUGUCGAAUGAACCGCUUGCCCAACAA
Messenger RNA from Eucalyptus grandis, 1869 nucleotides. Its product is annotated as chaperone protein dnaJ 10. The record is from RefSeq and is a predicted model, not a curated record. Lineage: Eukaryota; Viridiplantae; Streptophyta; Magnoliopsida; Myrtales; Myrtaceae.